GGUUAAAACCCGACGGCUUCGCAGCCCAGUUGGCUUGCUAAUUUGCUAUGCGCGCGCAGUCAUCAGUCAGCAUCCACCGUCUCCAUCUCUCCGUUGACAUUUCAACUGGCAGAGCGCUCAACUACCGAAAUAGUAAUAAAAUUGUAGUAAUCGCAGUAGCCGGUUGCAGUGCGUUUGAACAACAUGUCGCCUCGCCAUAUACUAGAGCUUAGCGUGGAGGAGCAGCGCGCAUUCAGCGACUCCUUUGAUAUGGUCGUCAGUGACUGCGAUGGAGUACUCUGGUUGCUGGACGGCUGGAUACCGGGCACUGGCGAGGCCAUUAAUGCGCUCAAAAGUGCUGGCAAGUCCAUCAAGUUUGUGUCCAACAACAGCUUCCGCAGCGACGAACAGUAUAUGGAGAAGUUCGCUCACAUUGGCGCCGAGCAAGUGCAGCACGAUGAUAUUGUGCAUCCGGUCAAGACAAUGGUACGCUAUUUGAAGAAACACAUGCCCAAUCAGCGUGUCUUCUCCCUAAUGUCACUCGAAGCCAAUGAAACGUUGCGUAAGAACGGCAUCGAGUACGAGUCGCUGGAAGUCAACGAGCACUUGACGUGUGCCAAGAUGUUGGAUUGCUUGCUCAUUGAGAAGCCGUGUGAAGCAGUGCUCUUCGAUAUACACUUGGACAUGUCCUAUGUGCAACUGUGCAAAGCCAUAUACCAUCUGCAACUAAACCAUGCCUGUAAGCUCAUAGCAGGCGGCACCGAUGUUAUAAUGCCGUUAACCAAGGAUCUCAAUGUGCCCGGUUUUUAUUUUUUACUGGAGCACAUCCAACGCUUUACGAAACGAGAGCCAAUCUAUUUGGGCAAGCCCUCUCCGUUGCUGGGUGACAAUCUCAAGGAGAUGUUUCAUAUAGAUGAGCCAAGCCGUUGCAUCUUCGUGGGCGAUAUGCUGGUGCAGGAUAUACAGUUUGGUAAAUCCUUGGGCUUUCAAUCCUUGCUGGUGCUGUCCGGCAGUCAAACCAAAGAAGAUAUGCUAGCCGCUGAGCCCGAGGCGCAGCCCGAUUACUACGCCGACAGCUUGGCUGAUUUCAUCCAGUUGUUAAAAAAUAUUGAGUAGAUUUACAUGUGUGUUUAUUAUAUUUUAUGUUUGUUGUUCCUGUUGUCCUGUUGAUUGCAUUAAAUACAUUAAAAACACGCGCCACUUAGAUCUCCAAAU
Messenger RNA from Drosophila busckii, 1194 nucleotides. RefSeq names its product phosphoglycolate phosphatase 2. The transcript is spliced from 2 exons. The record is from RefSeq and is a predicted model, not a curated record. Gene Ontology annotation, cellular component: cytoplasm. NCBI's taxonomy places the organism in Eukaryota, Metazoa, Arthropoda, Insecta, Diptera, Drosophilidae. The coding region runs from base 184 to 1095 and encodes 303 amino acids. Gene Ontology annotation, molecular function: phosphatase activity.